This is a messenger RNA of Amaranthus tricolor (Joseph's coat), 2349 nucleotides long. RefSeq lists its product as uncharacterized. The record is from RefSeq and is a predicted model, not a curated record. NCBI's taxonomy places the organism in Eukaryota, Viridiplantae, Streptophyta, Magnoliopsida, Caryophyllales, Amaranthaceae. The transcript has 7 exons. The coding region runs from base 1040 to 1579 and encodes 179 amino acids.
UUUUUUUUUUCCCUUUUUUUAAUUAACUUGGUUGAAUUAUCCUUCUUGUUUUUGAAUUGAGUGUGAGAAUCUUUGAAAGUUUAUAUCUUGCAUUUGGUGCUUAGUUUUUAGUGUGUUUUUGGUAAAGAUUCUGAAUGGAAUUGGGAAUUUUGUUGCCACUUAGAUUCUUUUACUCGUGAAUUCUUGGUGGGGUUUUCAUUUAUUGAAUUUUUUUAAUGUUUUUGAUAUUGAUUCGGAUUUGGGUUGAGAUUUUAUUUGUCGGUUCUUUUCUUUAAGGGUGUCCUUUUGAGUUUUGAAUUUAGAUGCCACUAAUGAACAACAUAUUUCUAUUGCAAUGUUGAUAAAAAGGGCAUAAUAUUUGGAUUAUAUUAAAGAAUUGGCUCCUUAAUUAUGCUUAUUAUCAUGUUUUGAGACUUGAGUUGCAAGUUUAAUAGUAGAUAAAUAGUCUAUGUUACUGUGUAGAUAUUGUAACUAGCAUUUGAUUUCAUGUAUACUGCUCCUGAUAUUGUCUUUUUGGAAUUUGGUUAUCAGAUUUAGUGUUUAGAUUCAAAGUUGCGUCAGGAAUCUGUUAGAAUAUUUUAUUUAUGUUUGUUACCAAGGGUCGAUUUGAAGCAAUCUCUUUGUUAUCACUAACAAGGUAAGGUUGUGUAUAUUCGACCCUUCCAAACACCCUGCGUCGGUGCCUCUACUUAAUGUCAUUGGGGUAAUGGAAUAUUGUUUUUGGUUUUAUAACUUAGUAUGUUAGAAUUGUGUUAUUGUAAAUUGAGUGGCUGCAAGUUACAAGUUUAUUGGACCUAAAUAUGAUGAAAAUGAGAGCGGGUGAUUGUACUUUACUAGUCGAUUUUCUGAUUUUGUACGAGGAAUCGGGAAUUGGGAAGCUGUCGUCAUCUUCGAUAAAUGAUGUUAAGUUGUUUUCUUCUCUUUGCUAAAUCUCAAAGUAAUUUCUUCUAUGCAUGGAAAUGCUUUUAUGGAAGAAGAAUGACAAUUUUAUUUGUCCAUUAUUUUUCAUUGUUCUUGAGGUGGAGGGGGAAGAAAAUUUAUGUACGUUCUUUCAAGAUAUGGAUCAGUAUCAAGCAUACUUCGCUACGCCAAGAUUGCUAUGGAAUUGCCAAGUAAGACGGUACGUGAUGUGGCUCUACGUGCUAGAUGGAUGAACAAAAAGGAGAUCAGCAAGAGAAGAAAGGAAGAUCACUCUAGGAAGAGCAAAGAUAAAAGGGAAAAAGUCACUGAAUCUUCAUCAAAGUCGUCUCAGUUGCAUGUAUCAAGGCCUGGUGGUCAUCCUUAUCCUGCGCCUUCCGUUCCAUUAGAUGACGAAGAUGGUAUCUCUUACAAAGCAAUCGGUGGUCCUACUGGGGAGCUACUUGAGCAAAAUAAACAAUACUUCCAACAGAUAUCUACAAACUUCUCGUCCUAUAAGAUUCACGACAAUGUCGCUCUCUUUGUUCAAGCGCGUAACAAUCUUUUCAAAGUCUUAAACAAUUGCAACGUGCACGACACACCGGAAAUCAUGAAACAGAUGCCACCGUUACCGGUGAAGUUGAACGAAGAGCUAGCAAGUACCAUCCUCCCUCCGUCAUGAUCGUUUCUUUAUAAAUCAGCUCGUUAAACUAGACGGUAACAUAAUACAAGCAUUGUCUUCCGACUCCAAUGGGAAAGUAGGAAGCAAGUUAGCAAAGCAAGUAGAUGUUCUCAUCUGUUCAUUAGAAGUCUACAAAUGUGAAAUUUAUAAAAAUUUAAAUUUAUUUUCUUAAACUAUUUUCAUCAUCAUUUACAUAGUUUGUGUAGUUCUCUAUAGUGGCUAUUGGAUAUUCUGGUAAGUUUAGAUAGCAUCAAAAUAAUAGCUUAUCUAGGUUAAAUUUUUACCUUUUGUAAUGUUGUAUUUUUUUGUUGGUAAAAAACAAAAAAUGUUGUAAUUUUAUCAUUUGGUGUUUCAAUGUGUUCUUUUAUAGGAAGAAAUUCUAUCAUACACCUCUAUGUACUUAAAAGUAUGUUGGAUUGUAUGGUAGUAGCAUGUUUAUACUUGAACCUUUUCUGACUUCUAAAGAUAGAAGUGAGCCGGGCUGGCAUGCGAGGGAGGCUUGUCUGAGGUACGACACGGCACGACAAUCACGAUAUUGUUUAUGGUAUGACUUGAUACAAUAUGAUUUGGCUAAGAUGUACGAUAGGCACGACACAUGGGCAUCCCAACACGAUGGGUUUUUCAUGAUUAGACUUUAGUUUUUAGUGGUCAAACAAGUCAUGGAAUAUAUCGAUGCUAUUCCCAAUAUGGCUUGGCAUGAUAUACGAUAGACACGAUAUUUAAGCUGCCAAACAGACCACUACAAGAAAUCCAACUACUCUUGUGAGAGA